AUGCUGACGGAGUCGUUCCCUCCAGCCCCAACCUGGACCGUGAAGGACGUGCCCGAGCUCAAGGGGAAGGUGAUCGUGGUCACAGGUGGCAACUCCGGUAUAGGGCUCGAGGUCGCGAAGGUUCUAGCAUCGCGCGACGCAAAGGUGUACAUUACAUCACGAGAUAUAGCGAAAGGGGAAGCCGCGCUUGCUGACGUAAAGCGUGAUACGGGGCGCGAGGCGUACCUGCUCCAGCUGGAUCUUUCUGAUCUCGAUUCCGUCGAAGUUUUCGUCGCAGAGUAUCUGCGGAUGGAGUCGCGUCUGGACAUUCUGUAUAACUCGGCUGGGGUCAUGAUACCGCCUAUCGACGCGCUUUCCAAGCAGGGAUACGAUCUGCAAUUUGCUACGAACGUUCUCGGUCACUACUACCUCACCAAGCUCCUGCUUCCUCUGCUCAUAACUUCUGCGAGGACCAGUCUUGACGGCAUCGUUCGCGUAAUCACAGUCUCCUCUGGUGCACACCACGGACACGACAUCUCUUAUGAAACGCUCCGGGACGGACCGGCACGACGAAAGAUGUCUCCGUCGUAUCUUUACGCACAAAGCAAGUUCGCCGAUGUUGUUUUUGCCAAGGAGCUCGCCACACGUUAUGGAGACAGAGGGGUGGUUUCCAUAUCCCUCAAUCCGGGAAACAUAAAGACUCCUCUGCAGCGUCAAAUAACCGGAUUCAUAAAGUCGACCGUAGAUUGGAUGUUGCAUCCGGUGGUGCCGAACGGAAUCGUGACGCAUCUUUGGGCAGGGACUGCUCCGGAGACAGCGCAGUACAACGGUCUUUAUUGCAUCCCAUGGGCUCGUCUUGGCAAGCCUCGAAGGGACACUCAAGACCCGCAAGUUGGACAGCAACUUUGGCAAUGGUUGGAUGACCAAGUGGUGGGCCGCUCUACCAUAUGA
Molecule: messenger RNA, 930 nt
Organism: Punctularia strigosozonata HHB-11173 SS5
Lineage: Eukaryota; Fungi; Basidiomycota; Agaricomycetes; Corticiales; Punctulariaceae
Product: NAD(P)-binding protein
Exons: 9
Coding region: 1-930 (309 amino acids)
Molecular function (GO): oxidoreductase activity
Source: RefSeq, a predicted model, not a curated record